AUGGACCUCCGAUUCCGCUGGGCCCGGGACCACCUGUGCCGGACGCUGGGCGUGUACGAGCCGCGCUACAUCGAAACGGUGCUGAACGAGUACUACGACGAGCUGGUGGCAUUCUUCGACGACGAAAUCGAGGACCACCGGGACGACCACAAGCGGAUCUUCUUCGCGUACCGGACCUUCUACGACAAGCUCGUCGAGGAAGCGGUCGUAGCGAUGCAACCGGUGGCGCCAACUCCCGCCUCGGAACCGGAACAAGCCCAAAAGGAGAAGAAGGGCAAGAAGACCAAAGUAACCAAAAAAGGCAAGGACGCCAAAGAGGACGAACCGCCGGAUACGAGGCCGGAUCCGUCAGAUGCCACCGGAGGAGCUGCCAGCGAUAUCCCCGAGGCAGCACGUUCUGUUUACUAUACUGCAUCUCCCCGGGGUGUGAAUGAGUUGCACGACAAAGUCUACAAGAAAACCAGAAAUGCGACACUCUCGGAAACAAUGGCGCCCAACAGCAGGACUGUGUGA
Culex quinquefasciatus (southern house mosquito) is the source of this 513-nucleotide messenger RNA. RefSeq lists its product as uncharacterized. The transcript has 4 exons. Lineage: Eukaryota; Metazoa; Arthropoda; Insecta; Diptera; Culicidae. Bases 1 to 513 code for a protein of 170 amino acids. The record is from RefSeq and is a predicted model, not a curated record.